Molecule: messenger RNA, 772 nt
Organism: Fimicolochytrium jonesii
Lineage: Eukaryota; Fungi; Chytridiomycota; Chytridiomycetes; Spizellomycetales; Powellomycetaceae
Exons: 2
Coding region: 238-618 (126 amino acids)
Source: RefSeq, a predicted model, not a curated record
GUCUCUGAGAAAGUGGACGCCCUUGACGCGUUCUCGGCGAACACCUGGGAACACGUCGCUUCAUCGCCCUGAGAUGGGGAAGGGCUACCCGCAGUGGUAUGUAUCUAUCGGCACGGUUUGGCGCAUGGCUUGCUCUUUGGGGCCGUUUCUGGUUUCCGCUGUUCUCUCCCUCUUCUUGUACCUUUGAGCGUGGACGCUUCACCCUGCUGGGGCUUAUUAAGGUCUGUGAGAGGACCUAUGUACAUUCUCUAUCUUCGGGGACCCUUUGCCUUACCACUCUUUUUUCUGAGCUCUCGGGGUUCCAUCGCUGCCCUCUUCAAUUUGCGCGCGCAUUACUUCCGCAUAAGCUCGGAAGAAACCUCCAAGCAAGGCGUUGAUGUUUGUAAUCGCUUUGGGGAGGGGGUUCCGACCUCUGCGUUGGAAGUUACAGAGUUCUUUUUUGAGAAGGAUUGUGGAGACUAUCGGAGCACCCACGAGUGGAUGGAUCUGAACCUACGCCACUUGUCACGUCAAUGGAUCUGUUUCAUCUUAUGCAUUCACAACAUGCCUGCCGACAAACCGGCAUUCAAGACUUCAGAGUGUAAGUCAAGCUUCGCAAACAGUCAGCAGCAAGUAUAGAGCGCGAAUCUUGUCGUCUGCCUGCUAUCCAGGAUGGCAGGCUGACGGGCGUAAGUGGGCAACCUAUCGGUCUGAUAGGUGGCAGGCUGAAUCGGGCGUGUAGUGGUAAUGACUCUAUUAUAUUCUGGGGUGUUGUGGGGGUUGUUGAAUGGGG